GGCGGGCGGCGCGGGGCGGUCCGGCGGGUUCAAAGAGGAAAACAUGGCGGAAAACAAAGGCGGCGGCGAGGCUGAGAGCGGCGGCGGGGGCAGCGGUAGCGCGCCGGUAACUGCCGGGGCCGCCGGGCCCGCGGCGCAGGAGGCGGAGCCGCCUCUCGCCGCGGUGCUGGUAGAGGAGGAGGAGGAGGAAGGCGGCAGGGCGGGCGCGGAGAGCGGCGCGGCCGGGCCCGACGACGGGGGGGUGUCCGCGGCCUCCUCCGGCUCGGCCCCGGCUGCCUCAGUCCCUGCGGCCUCAGUGGGCCCCGGAGUCCCCGGGGGGGCGGUAUCGACUCCGGCCCCAGCUCCAGCCUCGGCUCCCGCUCCGGGUCCGUCGGCGGGGCCGCCUCCUGGACCGCCAGCCUCGCUCCUGGACACCUGCGCCGUGUGUCAGCAGAGCUUGCAGAGCCGGCGUGAGGCGGAGCCCAAGCUGCUGCCCUGCCUUCACUCCUUCUGCCUGCGCUGCCUGCCCGAGCCGGAGCGCCAGCUCAGCGUGCCCAUCCCGGGGGGCAGCAACGGCGACAUCCAGCAAGUUGGUGUAAUACGGUGCCCAGUAUGCCGCCAAGAAUGCAGACAGAUAGACCUUGUGGAUAAUUAUUUUGUGAAAGAUACAUCUGAAGCUCCUAGCAGUUCUGAUGAGAAAUCAGAACAGGUAUGUACUAGUUGUGAAGACAAUGCAAGUGCAGUUGGCUUUUGUGUAGAAUGUGGAGAGUGGCUAUGUAAGACAUGUAUUGAAGCACAUCAAAGAGUAAAAUUCACUAAAGAUCACUUGAUCAGGAAGAAGGAAGAUGUCUCAGAAUCUGUUGGAGCAUCUGGUCAGCGCCCUGUUUUCUGCCCUGUACACAAACAAGAACAAUUGAAGCUUUUCUGUGAAACAUGUGAUAGAUUGACAUGUAGAGACUGUCAGCUAUUGGAACACAAAGAACAUAGAUACCAGUUUUUGGAAGAAGCUUUUCAAAACCAGAAAGGUGCAAUUGAGAAUCUACUGGCUAAGCUUCUUGAGAAGAAGAAUUAUGUUCAUUUUGCAGCUACUCAGGUGCAGAAUAGGAUAAAAGAAGUAAAUGAGACUAACAAACGAGUAGAACAGGAAAUUAAAGUGGCCAUUUUCACCCUUAUCAAUGAAAUUAAUAAGAAAGGAAAAUCUCUCUUACAACAGCUAGAGAAUGUUACAAAAGAAAGACAGAUGAAGUUACUGCAGCAGCAGAACGACAUCACGGGCCUCUCCCGGCAGGUGAAGCAUGUUAUGAACUUUACAAACUGGGCAAUUGCGAGUGGCAGCAGCACAGCACUACUGUACAGCAAGCGACUGAUUACUUUUCAGUUGCGCCAUAUUUUGAAAGCACGGUGUGAUCCUGUGCCUGCUGCUAAUGGAGCAAUUCGUUUCCAUUGUGAUCCCACCUUCUGGGCAAAGAAUGUAGUCAAUUUAGGUAAUCUAGUAAUAGAGAGUAAACCAGCUCCUGGUUAUACUCCUAAUGUUGUAGUUGGGCAAGUUCCUCCAGGGACAAACCACAUUAGUAAAACCCCUGGACAGAUUAACUUAGCACAGCUUCGACUCCAGCACAUGCAACAACAAGUGUAUGCACAGAAACAUCAGCAGUUGCAACAGAUGAGAAUGCAGCAACCACCUGCACCUGUAUCAACAACAACAACAACAACACAGCAGCACCCUAGACAAGCAGCCCCACAGAUGUUACAGCAACAGCCUCCGAGAUUGAUCAGUGUGCAAACAAUGCAAAGAGGCAACAUGAACUGUGGAGCUUUCCAAGCCCAUCAGAUGAGAUUGGCUCAGAAUGCUGCCCGAAUACCAGGGAUACCCAGGCACAGCGGCCCUCAGUAUUCCAUGAUGCAGCCACACCUCCAAAGACAACACUCAAACCCAGGGCAUGCUGGACCCUUUCCUGUUGUGUCGGUGCACAACACCACAAUCAAUCCAACCAGCCCUACUACAGCUACGAUGGCAAAUGCAAAUCGAGGUCCCACGAGCCCAUCUGUUACAGCAAUAGAGCUAAUCCCCUCAGUCACCAAUCCUGAAAACCUUCCAUCACUGCCAGAUAUUCCACCCAUACAGUUGGAAGAUGCUGGUUCAAGUAGUUUAGAUAAUCUACUAAGUAGAUACAUCUCAGGCAGUCACCUACCCCCACAGCCUACAAGCACCAUGAAUCCCUCCCCAGGACCCUCUGCCCUGUCUCCAGGAUCAUCAGGUUUAUCCAAUUCUCACACACCUGUGAGACCCCCUAGUACCUCUAGUACUGGCAGUCGAGGCAGCUGUGGGUCAUCAGGAAGAACUGCUGAGAAGACAAGUCUUAGUUUUAAGUCUGAUCAAGUGAAGGUCAAGCAAGAACCUGGGACUGAAGAUGAAAUAUGUAGCUUUUCAGGAGCUGUUAAACAAGAAAAGACAGAGGAUGGCAGGAGGAGUGCCUGCAUGUUGAGCAGUCCUGAGAGUAGCUUGACACCACCUCUUUCAACCAACCUGCAUCUAGAGAGUGAGUUGGAUGCAUUAGCAAGCCUGGAAAACCAUGUGAAAACUGAACCUGCAGAUACAAAUGAAAGCUGCAAACAGUCAGGGCUCAGCAGUCUUGUUAAUGGAAAGUCCCCAAUUCGAAGCCUCGUACACAGGUCAUCAAGGAUUGGAGGAGAUGGCAAUAGCAAAGAUGAUGACCCAAAUGAAGACUGGUGUGCUGUCUGCCAAAAUGGAGGGGAUCUGUUAUGCUGUGAAAAAUGUCCAAAGGUCUUUCAUCUAACUUGUCAUGUUCCAACGCUUCUUAGCUUUCCAAGUGGGGAAUGGAUAUGCACAUUUUGCAGAGAUAUUGGGAAACCAGAAGUUGAAUAUGAUUGUGAUAAUUUGCAACAUAGUAAGAAGGGGAAAACUGCACAAGGGUUAAGCCCUGUGGACCAAAGGAAAUGUGAACGUCUUCUGCUUUACCUCUAUUGCCAUGAAUUAAGUAUUGAAUUCCAGGAGCCAGUUCCUGCUUCGAUACCAAACUACUAUAAAAUUAUAAAGAAACCAAUGGAUUUAUCCACCGUGAAAAAGAAGCUUCAGAAAAAACAUUCCCAACACUACCAAAUCCCAGAUGACUUUGUGGCUGAUGUCCGUUUGAUCUUCAAGAACUGUGAAAGGUUUAAUGAAAUGAUGAAAGUUGUUCAAGUUUAUGCAGAAACACAAGAGAUUAAUUUGAAGGUCAUGCAGAACUAUGGCCAUGAAUAACCAAGUGAAAUAUCAGAAUGGAACUUCAAAUUGUUACCUUUCUGGAUGCAUUUUGUGUAGUGGAAAAAUCGAGUUUUGGCCAUUGGGCCACAUGAACCCUUUGGUUUGAACUGGUAAACUUUGUUUAACCAGUUACCUGUGUGAACUCUGAGUUUCACUUUAUUUGUCAAAUUAGGAUAGCUAUAUCUAGCUCCUGGAAUGAAUAUGGACAAGAGGUCAUUUAUAGCACAAGGUUGACAAAUGGUAAGUUGUGAUAAGGAAACAUACAGUUUCCUUUUUUUCCCCUAUUUCCUCUUCCUGCUAUUGCCAUGAAAAGGGGCAAGUUAGAAAUGUAGUUUCUCCUUUUUUACUAAUGAGAUGAGAAAAAAUGUAGAUGCAGGGCCCCAAGGCUUUAAUAUCUGUCCUCAACUCUUAAAUAUUUAGCUUGUCCUUCACUUAUUUGAGACUUGAGUUCUAAACUCCAACAAACACCCAAAUUGGCCCCUACAUUUUUAAGAUAAUACUUGCAAAAAUGAAUUGGUAGGAUAAAACACCUAAUCCAAGGUUUUGUCUCAAGCUUCCCCUUUUCAUGGCCUUAGGUGGUGGUAAAUAUGUCACUAUUCUUUCAUUUAUAAAGUUGUUACUGUUGAUCUGGAAAGGCAAUAUAUAGUGACCUCUGUUACUGACAAUAUGGUAGACUGACUGCAUGCACUGAGGAACCCUCCUAAUGGUAUAAAACAUCUGAAAUGCUGGAUAAGAUUGAUUUUUAAAAAUCUUUAAAUGUAUUGCUGAGCUAGCGAGGAAGAUACUCAAAGCUGUAGCUUAAGCCCUGGGGUUUUUUUUGUUUUUUGUUUUUUCCUUUGAUUUUUGGUUUUUCUUUUUUUUUGUAAGCGAGUGUCUGGCUUAAGCUUUGAUUGCCAAGGCAUCCACUUCAAAGACAACUUUCUGACUAAACACAUUGCCAGCCACACAACUAGAUAAAGAGCCAGGCCUCCUUUCCCCAAGGAGGCUCCUUUGAUUUACAAAUCUUGGUUGAUUUCAGUAAGUGACCAUUUGAACCACUUGUCUUUUCCACACUUUAAAUAAUUCCCAUUCUCUUGUUUUAAAUUCACCAAUAAGGAGUGAGCCCAUGAAACCCUAGACCUACCGCCAACCUCAGUAAACAUGGAACCCCUGGUCCUGUGUGUGUGUCUCCCCCUGCAUCCCCCCCACCCCACCCCCAUCUCCCUCUGCAACCUUGCUAUGUGGGCCCAGGUGUACUGUGUAAUUUCCAGGUCUUGUAAGUCAUAAACCUUUAUUUCUUCAGUUUCCUGAUGGUUGUUGCUGAAGUGUCUUGCAAUCAUAAUAAGAACCACAGAGGCCCAUCCAGCCACAGCAUUAGUUAUUGGUAGAUUGAGACCAGUACAAAACAAAGCUCCACUUCAUCACCUGUAGCAUUUUAACCAAAAAUAUUUGACAGUCUAAUCAUAUGAAACAAUUAGACAAAAGUGCAAUGUAGGACAUUUACAAAUAUGUCUGGUGUGAAUUUUUAAAGUAACUGUUGUGUCAAAGAGGUGGGGAGACUGUUAACAGAUCAAAAAACAACAUGUAAUGGGAGCACUUGGGUGGCACAGUCAGUUAAGCGUCAGACUCUUGGUUUUGGCUCAGGUCAUGAUCUCAGGGUUGUGAGACAUCAGCUCUGCACUCAGUGUGGAGUCUGCUUGGCUUUAUCCAUUUCUCUCUGUACCCACCCCCAUGCGCUCUCUCUGUCUCUCUAAAAUAUAUUUUUUUUAAAAAUCGUGUAAUGCAUUAACUUAGAUUUGAUCUUGAAUUAAAUAAACCUAGCAAUCAAAGCCAUUUUAGAGACAUUUGUGGAGAUUUGUAUAUGAAUUCUUAAUGAUAUGGAAUGUUUAAUUUUCUUAGGUGACAGUCACUUUUUCCUUAUACAGAAGAAUGUCCUUUUUCUUAGGAAAUGCAUGCUGAAAUAUCUAGGAAUAAAGUGUCAUACUACUUUCAAAUGGUUAGGCCAAUGGGUGUGUGUGUAAAAUAGAUAUAUGAGAUCAUGUGAAUGUGGCAGAAUAACAACUGGCAAAUCUUAGUGAAAAGUAGAUGGGGUGUUUAUUAUUUCAAAUUUUUGAAGACUUCACAAAGUUUUCAAAAUAAGGUUUAGCGGGGUGGAACAAAAAGCGUGAAUCCAAAGAAGUACUGAAAAAGUUGCUCCAAAGGCUCUGCCAAUCCUUGUGUCCUAAAGACUUUGGAAUGGGCUAAGCUUUAAAAGGGAGACAGAGCAUAGGGCCAACAUAAGGGUGGGGUCAGAGUGAGAUACUCUUCCAAAACCUGGUCCCUCAAAAUAUGAUACACUCAGUGAAAGAAUGAGCCAGAAUAGCCUACCUGAGGAGAGGAGAGAAAGAAAACUGGGUGGGGGGAAGUGGGGAAAAAAAACCCCUACCCUUAGAAUUGGUGUCUACAAGCUGACACUUAAAAUGGUUUUGGAAUCGGACUUAAACUACCUAUGUCAUCAGAAAAACUAAGACUUAAAGUGGUAUCAGGUUAGAAGUGUUUUCCAGGCACUUAAACAAGUGUUAAUAUAACUCUUUCAAGGAAAGCACUUCAAACCCAAUCUUGAAGAAUUUUCAUAGUGUUAUAAUAAUCUUGGACUCAUUCAAAGUCACAAAAAUGAGAAACAAGUCAUUAUUAAAAAAUUAGGAGAAAGCAGAAUCUGGCCUGUAAUGAUUGCAGACAUUGGAAUUAUUGGAUGAGUGUAUUCAGACAUUGAAAAGAUUUUAGUAUCUCUAAAAUUGGGAUGGCAUUGUAGUAUAUUUGGCUAUGUUACUGGUAUAAAAAGUCGUGUAUCCUUUGAUACUUGAUGGCUUAGAUUCAUUGAAAUACAAAAUGCAUAAGGAAUAGAAGAAUGUCCAAAAAUUGAGCAAGAAUGAGAGACUAUUAAAAAUCGUGGAGGUGGGGAUAACAGGUGCAUGGGAAGAAAAAUGAUCAGAUUUGAGAACAAAACAUCUAGACAAAAACAUACAGAUAAAAGAAGACCAAGAUGAAGAAAUUACACAGUGCAGUGCAGUACAGAGAGAAUGUGUGAAGAAGUUAAAGGUCACCAAGAGCAUAUGGUAAAGGCCAAAGGACAUCUUAUAGAGUACCAGAAGGAUGAUACAGAGAAUGGUUAGGGAUGAUAUUUGAGGGUAUUUUGGUAGUUUGGCUGAGAACUUUCCACAUUUGCUUAAAGUCCUACAACAAUGAAAACCAGAAGACAGUAGGAUAUUUUUAGAUAGAGGAAGCUGUCAAUCUAGAAUUUUGUACCCAACAAAACUACCAAGAAAGAAGGACAAGGUCAUUUUGGAUAAAAAGUGAGAACUUACUAGUAACAUAUCUUCAUUAAAUGAACUCCUGGUUUAUUCCUGGAAAAAGAAAACAAAGUUCUAAGACACAAGAAGGGAUGGUGAUCAAGGAAAAUGGUUAAUGAAUGAGGGUAAACUAAACUUUUUAAAACAAUUUUUGAGUUAAAAAGUGAACCAGAUGACACCCAGCAUGACAGUGUGAUUCUGCUUCCCUGCUUCCAGGGAAAGUGGUGAAAAUUUAGAAAACAAAACGUGAAGCCUCUGGAAAUGGACCUAUGAAAAACAGCAAAUGAAGAAACAUCUGUGCAAACAGCAGGUGAUUAAGUAACAUCUUUUUAAGAAAACCUAUGAAAAUUCUGUAGGGAUGGUGACAUUUGAAUCAAGGCUUCUCUCUAGCUCCUUACUCCAGCUCAGCAAUGUGGAGACUCCAGACUGCUACAGCUAAAAUCACAAAGCUUCGUCUUUCUCAACUCCCAGUUGAAGGGCUGUCUUCCUGGGAAAAGCAAGACAUCAGUCUUUCUCAUCCUGUCCCAGGUAGCUGUGGUGAAGUUUGAAGUGAGUGUGGUUGAGAAGUGUGUGUGUCUGGGGGCUCUUAUUCUGUUCAGCCCCCGCUCAGAGAAUGGAGGCUCUACCUUGGGUGUAGCAUGCUUAGAAUUACUCGGGACACUGACCACCUUUGCCCUAGCACAUGAGGUGGUAGUUCCAUACCAGGAGAGACAAGCGAGAAGGCCUCAGGCUGCUUCCCCUCUUCCUCCACUGAGCACUUAGGGAUGUCACUCAGAAGUUUCACAUUGUUCCAGCUAAGCCCUGGCUUUGAGAUUUUAACUUGAGAAAGAGGCACUUUAUGAAGCUGAUAGCCCCUAAUCUCUUUCAAAAGGAUAGACUUCAGUUGUAAGAGCAUGGCCAAAUUCAAACAUGAGGGCACAGCACUGGAGGUUGUGACAAAAGGCAACUAAAGAGAGAUUCAAGAUAACAAUCUAAACUGUAGGUUCGCUAGUUUGCAGGAGAGAACUGGGAAAUAAGCCCAAGGGAGCCAUACUGGAAUUAUAAGACUAACACACAGAUCUCAGUAACUAUGCAUUUAAAGGAGCCAGAAUAUGAUUGGAUUAGUUUAUAGACCAAUUUAUGCCCAACAGCAUUGUUGAAAACAAUAUAGCAGCUGGCAAUUAUGGGAGUUUAACAGCUGGCCUGGUCAAAAAAAUAAUACGGGAGCCCUAUCAAACCCACCGUCAUCCCAGGGAAAUUUACCCAAAGUUAUGCCUUCUCAGAAAGAAACAUUAGAGGCUUAAUGCUGGGAGAGAGGAGGGAGUACACUUGACUAAAACAAUUCAGCCAGUCACUAUAAACAAUUAACAAUGCCUGUCACUUGGGGUGGAGGAGGGGAAGGACCAGCUGCUACGUUAUCUAAAAUCUCCAUUCCCCAACAAAUACUCAUUUAAAGAAAUACAAAAGUAUAACUAAUAUGCUGGAAAUAAAGCAGGCAAUAGAAAUAUGAGAAAAACUUGAAAGUAGUCACUAUAAACAUGUUCCCAGAACUAAAGAAAACCAUGGUUAAAAAGUAAAUGAAGGUAUGAUGUCAAUGUCACAUCUAAUGGAGAAUAUAUCAAUAAAGAGAUUGAUAUUAAAAAGAGCCCAGUGAAAAUUCUGGAGUUGAGGGAUGCCUGAGUGGCUCAGUCAGUUAAGUGUCUGCCUUCAGGUUGGGUCAUGAUCCCAGGGUCCUGGGAUCAAGUCCCACACUGGGCUCUUUCCUCAGUGGGGAGCCUGCUUCUCCCUUUGCCUGCUGCUCACCCUGCUUGCGCUCUCUCUGACAGACAAAAUCUUAAAAAAAAAAAAAAAAAAAAAUCGAGUUGAAAUGUAUAACAAAAAAUUCACCAGAGAGACUGAACAGUAGACUUGAGCUGGCAGAAGAAAGCAUAAACAAACUUGAAAAUAGAUCAGUAGAGAAAAAGAAAUGGAGAAAAAUGAACACAGCUUCAGAGAAAUGUGGGAUGUCAUUCAGGCACACUCUGACACAUGCAUAAUGGGAGUAGCAGAAGGAGAGGAGAAAAAGAAGUAAAAAUAUUCAAAGACAGAUGAAAAAUUCCCCAA
Messenger RNA from Mirounga angustirostris (Northern elephant seal), 8634 nucleotides. RefSeq names its product tripartite motif containing 33 (gene TRIM33). The record is from RefSeq and is a predicted model, not a curated record. Gene Ontology annotation, molecular function: zinc ion binding; protein binding. The coding region runs from base 44 to 3241 and encodes 1065 amino acids. Gene Ontology annotation, cellular component: chromatin. The transcript is spliced from 20 exons. Lineage: Eukaryota; Metazoa; Chordata; Mammalia; Carnivora; Phocidae.